AUGAAUACUGAUCUUGUCAAAGAUUAUAAAAUAUUGAAAUCAAAACCAAGAUCAGAAGAAGCCUUGCAACUACUAAAACGUUUAGCAUCACAGAUAAAGCCGAUUCUCUCCAAGCAUCAAUGGAAAAUAACCAAUCUAUGUGAAUUUUUUCCAAGAAAUCCAAAUUUAUUAGGAACCAAUGUAAAUAGAGGUUGGAAGAUCAAUUUAAGAUUAAGAUCUCACUACGAUGAUUCCAAAUUUUUAGAAUAUGAAGACUUAUUAGGCACCCUAUUGCAUGAGAUAACACAUAUUGUGAUUGGGCCUCAUGAUGCUCGUUUUUAUAAACUACUAGAUGAACUGAAGCAGGAAACAGAAGCUCUAAUGGUAUCUGGUUAUACUGGAGAAGGCUUCUUUUCAAAAGGCCAAAAAUUGGGCAAUACAUCAAAUGUACCAAGAUAUUUAAGUAAUCAAAUGGCUGCAUCUGCUGCUGAUAGAAGGUUACAGUUAUCGAAAAUAAUGACACAGGGAGGUGUUCGAUUGGGGGGAGGCAAUAGUCAAUUAAUAAAUAAUAUGACAGCUGCACAGUUAGCAGGAUUUGCCGCACAAAAACGAUUACAAGAUAAAAUAUGGUGUGGUAGUAGUAGUAGUAGUAGUGACGAUAAUGACGAUGAAAAACAAGAAGAAACAAGGAAAAGAAAGUCACUUGUUCAACACUCACCUAAAAACAAAAAGAGUCGAACUAGUGCUGAAACUAACAAAGAGAUAAUUGAUUUAACAUCAGAUGAUGAAGGAUGGACUUGCUUUAGAUGUACAUUUUUAAAUAUGUCUACUCAUUUAGUUUGUCAAGUAUGUCUUUCUGAGAAAAAGACGAUAACAAAGAACGAUGUAUGGAGUUGCCCAAAGUGUACACUUAUUAAUGAGAUGAAAUGGCAAACAUGCAUUGCUUGCUCUUACGUUUAUUUAAGAUAA
This is a messenger RNA of Cokeromyces recurvatus, 948 nucleotides long. Its product is annotated as WLM domain-containing protein. Lineage: Eukaryota; Fungi; Mucoromycota; Mucoromycetes; Mucorales; Mucoraceae. The record is from RefSeq and is a predicted model, not a curated record. The transcript has 3 exons. The coding region runs from base 1 to 948 and encodes 315 amino acids.